UGUGCUUGUGCGACAAUUGAAACGUGCAAUACGUGUAUUUGAAACGACGCUUGAAGUUGAAUCCACCAUGAGCGAUUAAGGUGGACAGCGACUGCUUGUUCUUCAUAUUGUAAUGAGGAAAGUGGCGAAGUGGAAUAAUGCGAUACGAAGGGGAGCAUAAUGAUUAUGUAGGAGUGUUCAGCCAAGCAGGGAGGAGGCUAUUCCAGCAAAGAGCAUCGCCCACAGUCUAACACGACAGUCCACAGUCCUCCUUCCUCUCUACAUGAGCACCAACACAUGAAGAUACAGGAUUCGCCAGAAGUUGACUCUACAAACAAGCUCCACGCAAGAUGACGCAGCAGGUGUGGGCCAGUUCUACUGAGGCGAGCCGGCCUGAGUAGCGUGACACUGUGUGGGAGAUGAAGACUGUUCUUCCGGUGAGCGGAGGCAGUGAUGGCGGGGAGUCCCACAGCCUCAGCACAAAGGUGGGCAGGGUGAAGAAGCUUCUCGGGCUGAGGCUGAAUCGCUGUGUGGACGCACAUGUGGACACGGAGCCUGGCGUGUGGCUGAGGAGCUUCCAGUUGUUAGAUAGUGAUGGACAGUGUGAGGACCCAGUGCAAGAAUGGGGGGAGGAGGAGGAGGAUGGUAUUGUGUUUGGCAUCACGCUGCGUCGGGAGCCUGCCCUGCCGAGCUUGGACACGGCGGAUGCCUGCUUGGCCUUCAGCAAUGCCCAGUACCACACAGUGAAGUUGCGCAGAGUUAAAGCUGGCACCCUGGAGCGACUGGUCACCCACCUGCUGGAUCCCAAGCAUCAAGAGCCUGACUACGUCCAUGUUUUCCUCUCCACCUACAGAGCCUUCACCUCUCCCAAUAACUUCAUCCAGCUACUCUUUCAGAGAGAUGACUCAAACACCAGUCAUGAUAAAAUUGUCUCCUGGCAAAGUGCUUUACUCCCAGUGAUCAAAAUGUGGUUGAUGGAAUACAGUGCUGACUUCAAUGAGCCUCCUCAGUACAAGGCCCUCCGGUUGAUAUGUGUUCACCUGCGUCAUCACCUCUGCUUUAGACGCGUGGCUCAGACUGCAGAGAGCCUGCUCAAAUCGCUCCAGGAACAAGAUUGCAGCCAGUUUGUGUCAGUGGACGACACUGACUCAAUGCAGCAGGACCACAGAGAGCUGCUCUACAGUGAGGAAGACAAACACAUCUUUAUGAACUUCCCUGUCAGUGACGUAGCGGAACAGCUCACCAGAUUGGACAGGGAACUGUUUGUCCAAGUGGUACCUUUUCACUGCCUGGGCUGUGUGUGGUCGCAACGGGACAAGAAGGAAAACCGGAAUGUGGCACCAACCAUCCGUGCCACCAUCUCCCAGUUCAAUGCCGUCACCAACCGUGUCAUCACUUCACUGCUUUGCCCAUCCUCUCUGUGCCCAUCGACAUCCUCUCCAAUCUCAUCACCUGGCUCCUCUUUGAAGUUCCUUUACCCUUUGAGUGCCCCAGCUUCACCUCAGCCCAUUCACAGCAGUCCUUCCCGCAGAGCAUGCAUCAUUGAGUGGUGGAUCAGUGUUGCACAGGAGUGCAGGCGAUUGAAGAAUUUUUCUUCAUUGCGGGCCAUCCUCUCAGCCCUACAGUCCAACUCUGUGUACCGCCUCAAGAAGACCUGGGCGGCUGUCAGCAAGGAAAGCAUGGCCACCUUUGAACAUCUGUGUGAGACAUUUCCUGAUGAGAACUGUGUGCUGGCCACUAGAGAUAUCCCGAAAGAGGACGGAAUUCAGUCAGAGAGUUGCAUCACUCCCAGCUCGAAAUCACCUCCUUUCUGUUCCAAACAAACGCAGAAAUGUGGUAUUAUCCCUUACCUGGGCUCUUACCUGACUGUGCUCACGAUGCUGGAUACAGCUUUCACUGACACUGUGGAGGGUGGACUGAUCAACUUUGAGAAGCGCAGACGGGAGUUUGAGAUUGUCUCUCAGAUUCGACAGCUUCAAGCUUCCUGUUCCCACUACCAGCUUCCUGUUGACCCUCACAUAACCAACUGGCUGGAGACGCACACACUCCUCACUGAUCAGGAGAGCUAUGAACUGUCUCGUGAGCUGGAACCUCCCACUGAUCCAUGUCCCAACUCCCCCAAUUUAUGGAGCAGUCGACUGCUGACUAAGAAGCUCACUUCAUUGCGCAAAAACAGUGACAGUUCUCUGGAGAAGACUCAAGCCGACCAGAUGAGCAUGUCGUCUUCGAGCUCCAGCAGCUCAGACAUGGACGACCUCAGCGCCUCUCAGUUGUCCCCACUCGUACUCAAACUCAAGUCCCUCUCCAGCUCAAUGCACAACGUCACAGAGGUCUACACUUCCAUUUCCUCCUCCACUUCUCCAAGCCUUUCCAGCUCCCCCUACAGCUCCUCCCAUCCGGACCUGAGCUGCUCCUCCAUGGCACUUAGCCCUGACUCCUCAUGCUCCUCCAGAAUCUCCACGCAGUCUGUGCUGCCAGUCUACAACAAACAGCUUGCCGACACAUGCAUCAUCAGAGUCAGCGUGGAGUGUGUCAGCAACGGCAAUGUCUACAAAAGCAUUCUGCUGACCAGUCAGGAUCACACACCUGAGGUCAUUCAGAGAGCUCUUGACAAACACAACCUUGGCAAUUUCAACUGUCAGGAUUUCAGCCUCUGCCAGAUGCUCAACAACGGAAAAGAGCUCCACAUCCCUGACAAAGCCAAUGUUUAUUACGCCAUGUGUACGAAAGCCAACUAUGACUUUGUCCUGCACGGGCGCUGGAGAAGCCACGGGAGACAUCAGGGCUCCUCCUCCAGCCCUGGAGCUCAACCCAGGGUCCGCCACACUAAGUGAAAAGCAUGUGUCCUAGGUAAAACAUAAAAGGACAUCCCAGACCAACAACAACAACCUUUUUGGAUCUUUUCUUCUGUUUGAUGGAAAGAGAAGAGAACAUGGAUUGAAAGUGCCCACAGUGCAUGAAUGCUGCACAUUUGGAUGUUGGUGCAACUUCCUCAGCCUUCACUGCAGCUUCAUCCAAGCAUCCAUGCUAACACCAGAACUGCUUCACCUCAGCAAGCUUUAGGCUCUCUCUCAUAAGGCUGGAUGAGAUCGGAGCUUUUUGCACAAGUACCAUUCAAGUAUUCUCUCGAGAGGACAGGAAGUAGAAGCUCUGCGAGCCACAGCUCACGGGGCAAUGUGAAAUAUCUGCAAUAUCAGUUGUGCUGAGCACACUUUUUUUCUAAUUUUAGUAUUUAUUCACUUGUCUUUCUUUUCAAAUGUUUUAAUUUAUCAACUAAACUAUUAUGUUGGCAUCAGUGUUCUGAUUCACAGCAUUAUUUAUUUAGUUAGCUAUGUAUUUGAAAUCUCCAUGAGAGCUUUUAGACAUAUUAGUUGUCGUACAAAAUGAGUGUUGAAGUGUGUGCCAUUGUCAAAUGAAGGACACCACGUGUGUCAAGUGGAUGAUCGAGGUCCUCGUAAGUGAAAAGGCAAGUGUCAGAGUAUGUGUGUUGACAUGUCACGUGAUGGUAAAGCCUGCGGAAAUGGAAUCAGGGCACCGUGAUUCACAUGUGUCCACAGGUGAACACCGGGUGCAGCUUGAAAAUAACUCAUUUGGAAGAGAUCCAAACUAAGGCCAUGCAGGAAGUUCUUUAGUUUCUCUCUUGUCUGUUUUUUUAUAUUUGUAGUGAAGUCAUCCAUGUUACUGUUUGCACGUUUUACUUAAGACCAUCAACUUAUAUAGAUUUUUAUUUUUAUCCAUGCACUUACUGUUUGAAAUGAAUACGAAACAUCUGCUAAUAAAGACAUGUUAUUGUUGAUCAUAACGCUGGAAAUGGAAUUUGACUCCUUACGUGACCAUUAAGUUAUACACCAUGCAGGCCAGGUGCAUCCAAAGUGUGGCGUGUUAUUUGAUUGGGCCUCUGAACAUCUAAUUGUAUGAUGAGAUAUUGCAGUAAUAUAACUACGGCUGUCAAAUGAUUCACAUUUUCAAAUCAGAUAAUCACUUAACGAACAGAAAGAUAAAUGACAGGACAGGGUGAUAUAUGUGUAUAUAUACAGUAUGUAUAUGUGUGGUUGUAUUAACAAGAGCCGGAUGUGUUGUGAUGUCCGGAGUUCAAGGUGUUCAUCAGUGCACCUUAAGAAUGAGGAAGUUAUGUUCCGAGGAAGAACGGAGCGACAUGUUUGUGAGUUGGGGAUGCAUACUGUAUGUGUUGGAAUUGCACUGCUGUUGACGUGUUCAGGUCAGAAUGAAGUCACACAAUAGCGUCAGACGUUGUGUGAGUCUGUGGUGACGCUACAUUGUAUGUGCAUAUGUGCAGUAUAUUAUGUUAUAUACUGUAUGUUGUUACACAUGUUGAUCUCGUUUCUUUUUUUUGCAUUGUGAAGCCCUACCUGCAGCCUUAACAUCCAUUGCCAUUGCCAUUUUUCAACUGACUUAAUUUUGGAUCAUUUUGGAUCAGGAGGGGAUUAUGUACGUUCACUGGCCAGAAUAUUAGGUACACCUGCAGAACUGAAAGACGGGAUACGAUGGAGUGUUAGGACCACAUUUAAAACAUUUAAUAAUCUGACAUUUUUUGAAUAAAGUCGUAAAUUUACGAGAAUAAAGUCAGACAUUUACGAGAAAAAAAGUCGUAUUAUUAGGAGAAUAAAGUAAAAAAUUACGGGAAAAGAAGUCGCGAGAGGGGAAAAUAGAGCGUAGCUCUUCAGGAAGGAAGGAAACUUUGCUCUUGCUUCAGGCAAGCUUUUGUUUAUAACGUAGCAGAAAAACACAACAGUUGAGCAUAAACAGAUUAGCCCCUUUUCACUUCCGCUAUGUUUACCUCGCCCCCUCCA
Molecule: messenger RNA, 4790 nt
Organism: Dunckerocampus dactyliophorus (ringed pipefish)
Lineage: Eukaryota; Metazoa; Chordata; Actinopteri; Syngnathiformes; Syngnathidae
Gene: rgl3a
Product: ral guanine nucleotide dissociation stimulator-like 3a
Exons: 18
Coding region: 399-2813 (804 amino acids)
Biological process (GO): positive regulation of GTPase activity; Ras protein signal transduction
Cellular component (GO): plasma membrane
Molecular function (GO): guanyl-nucleotide exchange factor activity
Source: RefSeq, a predicted model, not a curated record